AUCUGUUUUGAUUACAGUUCUGCAGCUUCUGCUGGUAAGUACUGAAAAGGGAGAAAACUAAAAUUACGUUUUUACUGAAAGAUAUUUAUACAAAUGGCAGCUGGGUGGGGGGGGGGGGUGUUAUAGCUGCAGCUAAAGUAAUUCAGUGAAUGUCCGUAUGAUAUUGGAAUAACUUUUUCCGUUUCGUUUCUUGGUGCAGUCAUGAUGUGGUCUGUUCCUUUAAUAUUGUGCUUGAUUUCAUUAGUGGUGAAUGUAGGUGAGUGGAUUUAUGAGGCUUUCUAUAUUUGUAUUAUUUUUGUAUUUAACAUGGCUUUAGGUGAACUGUUUAGACAUGUAUUUGAUUUGUCAGUGAGUAACUGUGUGUGUGUGUGUGUGUGUGUGUGUGUGCGCGCGCGCACGCGGGAUGGAUGUUAGGGCCUUCAUUCUCUUCUUGCAAUACCAGUGUGAGUGUUAAGGAUUUGGGCUGCCAGAUGAACUGGAGCUGUUCUGAUGUCACCAGCACCAUGACCUUCACUGUCCAGACAAAGGUUCAAGGGUUCGACUGGGAGAACGUCUCUCAGUGUGUCCAGAUCACCUCCAGUAGUUGUGAUCUUUCUCAGGUCUUCACUGAUUUUGAGCUCUACAAGUUUGUCAGACUGGAACUGAACCAUGGACAUGGGAAAAUAAUUUGGAAUUCAACUGGGCUUUGUGACCCACUCAAAGAAUUGAAUCCGAAAUUUAGCCCCCCCUCACUGUCCCUCUCUCUGAAAGAGCAGCAGCUCCAGGUGGAGGUGAUAUUUCCAUGUGCUCCUUACGCUAUCUGUCAGACUGAGAGACCGGUGACGGAUGAUAAUUUGGAAAAACCAACAUGCUGUCCUCUAACUGAUUACCUGCCACUGAACACCACAGUGACUCUUUAUAAUAAAAAUGAUCGGAAUGAUAUUCAGACUCUCACCGAGGUAGUAGAUGGUAGUCCAUGUAUGAUGAACUUUGAUGAGUUCACUCCGGGUCAGGAGUAUUGUGCUGUGGCUCACUUUGAAUCCUCUCCCCUCUCUAAGCCACAGUGUGUCCAUAUCCCUCAGGAAUACCCAAACCUUUUCAUCCAGGUCCUGUGUGGUGUCUUGGUUGCUUUUCUUCUCAUUAUGGGAUUUGUGCUGAGAAGAUGGUGCUGUUUGUGUGCUUCAACCGACCUCAGACUCCCUAAAUCUCUGAUGUCUCUUCAGAUUCAGGAUUCAGAGGGUUCUGUUGUGGAUGAACCCAGACAGGCAGACUUUGAAGAAGAGGAGUCUGUUGUCCAUCUCUCUAUAAUCUCUCUUAAUGACAUGCUUCCUUCUAACCCCCACUCAUUUUAUCCACACUUCCACUGUCUUGGGGAUCAAUAUUACAGUACUGCCAUUAUGCCUGACCGGUUUUGUGAUGGAAAUGACACUAAUUACUACUCCAGAGAUGUUGAAAAAGAUGGUGUUGCAGAUUGUACAUCUCCAAAUCACUAUCCAUGGCCACGCUGGUCAUCCCUCCCUGCUCUUAGAACAGGGAUGGUAUGUUUGUUGGGUAACUUUCUUCCAUCUGAGUUCUCAAUGAUUCCUUUAAGCUCGGUCAGAGUAGCUGAAGAACAGAUAGUUAAGAUGGAGUCGGAUCAUUCUUUCACAGUACUUCCAAACACGUAUAGCGACAGAGAUUCAUCUUCGGUUAUCUGCUGACUCGAUCCAAGCCAUUUUGUUUGGUAGUUGUAUUUUAUACCCAUUUCUAAUUUAUGAUGUAUAUGGAACAGUGACAUUCAAGAUCCAAGAAUUUGUUAACAGAUUUUACCAAACAGCAGAUAGCCCACACUUUUGCUCUUUUCCAGCAUCCAAUUUAUAAGACCUGGUACUGUUGAAAGUUAUAGACGAUUGUGAAGUCAUAAUGUGCAUGUACACAGAACAGAUUAUCUUCUAUCAUCUCUACAACAACCUUUAUUUUUUUAAAGGCAAGUUAAUUUGCUCGAAAAUGCAGCUUAUCCGAGACUGGAAACUGGUCUGUCCUUGUUAGUGCUGUCCGUGUCAGUAAGGUCAUCUACUACAAACUUGCAUAUGGAAUCAUUUUGCCACCUCAGUAUACUUUAUUUUAUGUAUGAAUAAAUCAGAAGGAAAGGCCGUCAAUCUGUUGAUGAAGCUAAUGCAAUCCAAAGUUUGUGUUGAUUUUGGGAGACAACCAUACAGCAGUGUGACUCAUUUCAGAAGGUUGUUAUAAAUCCUCAACUAUUGGCUUUACCUCCUGUGGACUCUCUUCUGCACAAAUAUUGUGUAUGGGGGUCAUGGGUGGUUGUGGCAGGCACACACACGCACACACAGCUUAGGCAGCCUGCUAUAGGUUUUUUUCCCCUCUCGCUGACUCACUGUUGCCUGUCCUGGCUCAGAAUUUCAUGGACAGCAACUCAAAAUUCACUGCCUUACUGUGCACUUUAUGCUGAUGCUGUAUUUUUCUAGAAGUAUUGCAAACCAAAAUUAGGCUCUAAGGAACAGUGGUGACUUUCGGGUAAAUCUUGUUACUGUGUACAGCUUUAAUUGUAACGACUUUCACCCGUUUCAUCCAUCUUAUUGAGUUUAAGCUGGUGUCUGUUUGAUUUAUGCUAAGUAAACCAGAGGAAAAGAGGUGCAGCCAUUUCAUUGCUCUGUAGAUUUUUUUUUUUUUAUUUUGUGUGCAUGUAUGAUUCUAAUGAAUUCUGUAGUACAUAUUUUCUUUAUCACAAAAAAUAUAGAUGCAGGGUUUCAUUGCUGUAGUUUUAAAUGUCAA
Messenger RNA from Tachysurus fulvidraco (yellow catfish), 2751 nucleotides. RefSeq lists its product as uncharacterized. Gene Ontology annotation, molecular function: protein binding. The record is from RefSeq and is a predicted model, not a curated record. The transcript is spliced from 6 exons. Bases 408 to 1679 code for a protein of 423 amino acids. Lineage: Eukaryota; Metazoa; Chordata; Actinopteri; Siluriformes; Bagridae.